CCGAUAACAAAGAAUAUUGCUCCACCAUUUAUGUUCGGAUGCUCUGGUUUUUUUUCUUCCCUUAUCUUCAGAUACUUCGAUACCAAAAUAAUCGAUUGGAUUGUAGUGGAGCAGAAUUCCCGAGUUGAGCGAUCCAAACGACGAAGAGAAUAAGAAACUGACCGGCGGCGGGAUUGGACGGCGAUUAGGCGCGCGACGGUUGUUGGUUCAUCAUGAAGUUCUGGAAGAGUCUCAGCAUAUUGAUCGAGGAUACGCUGCCCGAAUGGAGGGACAAAUUCUUGUCUUACAAGGACUUGAAGAAGCAACUGAAGCUGAUUUACCCUAUGGACGGAGAUAAGCCGCCCAGCAAGCGGUUGAAAUCGGAGAACCACGCCGCCGACGGCUUGGAUUGUAGCGGAGGCGGAGGAGAUGUGACGAAAGAAGUGAUCAAUUUCGUGAGGAUCUUGGAGGAUGAGAUGGAGAAGCUGAAUUCGUUCAUCGUUGAGAAGGAAGAAGACUCUGUUAUCAAGUGGAAGGAGUUGCAAGAUAGGGCUGCAGAGGCCAAUGGCUCAAAAGAUGAGCUGAUGAGAGUAGGCAGAGAGAUAGUAGAUCUACACGGCGAGAUGAUUCUACUGGAGAAUUACAGUGCCCUUAACUACACUGGAUUGGUGAAGAUUCUGAAGAAGUACGACAAGAGAAGCGGCGCUCUACUUCGAGUCCCUUUCAUUCGAACGGUCAUGCAACAGCCUUUCUUCACUACUCAAGUGCUUAACAUGCUUGUGAAGGAAUGCGAGGCAACACUCGAAAACCUCUUCCCCAGGAAUGAACCACCGCCAUCAUUGGUAGCCCCACCGGAACCCUCGGGUGGGGAAGCUAUAAUGACCACCACGGAGGAGAGGUCGUUUAGGGUGCCGAAUGAGCUGAACGAGAUUGAGAAUAUGGAGAGCAUGUACAUGAAGCAGACAUUGUCUGCUUUGCGUGUGUUGAAAGAGAUCCGAAGUGGGAGCUCGACGGUGAACAUGUUCUCGUUGCCACCCAUGCAGAGCCAUGCCGCUCUGGAGGAAGACUGGAAGAAGGUCUCCGUGUUGGAACAAGCUGCGAAGUAGGAGGAUUACACUGUAAUAAUUAAUUUGCAUUGCAGAAGUUUGGAAGCAUUUCUGAUUCUCUAGACGUUUUGGCUUUUACCUAACCUGCUGUGUAUAUUGCUUUGCUUUCUCCCGGAGCUUGUGGAAUUUUAACCGUUUCUAUACUACAGUCUACAGAAAGUUGAAUCAAUGUAUUACAUUUUGAUCUGUGCGUGAGGUCAAAAUGGCCUUACUACAGUUUAAGGUAAUAAUACUAAACUCGUGAGAAAGUCGUAGGAAACAUUACUCUGGUUUUGAUCAACUAUGUACACUUGUAUGGUGGAAUGUCCAGAUAUGUAUUGUAUCACAACAUGGUUAGAAAUAAAACCAACAGUAAAUCAAUAG
Molecule: messenger RNA, 1448 nt
Organism: Linum tenue
Lineage: Eukaryota; Viridiplantae; Streptophyta; Magnoliopsida; Malpighiales; Linaceae
Source: the annotation of a GenBank genome assembly